Messenger RNA from Eutrema salsugineum, 1752 nucleotides. Its product is annotated as protein ASPARTIC PROTEASE IN GUARD CELL 2. Gene Ontology annotation, biological process: proteolysis. Gene Ontology annotation, molecular function: aspartic-type endopeptidase activity. The record is from RefSeq and is a predicted model, not a curated record. Lineage: Eukaryota; Viridiplantae; Streptophyta; Magnoliopsida; Brassicales; Brassicaceae. Bases 72 to 1478 code for a protein of 468 amino acids. The transcript has a single exon.
CCCAAAAUCCAAGAACACUCUUCACGCUUAAUUUCUCCCUUCCCACACGGGUUUUGGUGGCGUUGUAAACAAUGCUGCUUCCUCUCUUCUUCUUCCUCUUCCUCCUCCUCAAUCUCCAUCUCUCCUCCUCCUCUAUCUCCUUCCCUGAUUUUCAGAUCAUCGACGUUUCACAACCUCCUCUUUCCGUCACCGGAACUCUUCCCGAUUUCAACAACACCACUUUCCCCGACGAGUCCAAAUACACUCUUCGUCUUCUCCACCGCGAUAAAUUCCCUUCCGUCAGUUAUCGCAACCACCACCACCGUCUCCAUGCCCGUAUGCGCAGAGAUUCCGACAGAGUCGCCGCCAUUCUCCGCCGCAUUUCUGGGAAAUCUGUACCUCCUUCCAAUUCCAAGUACGAGGUCGACGAUUUCGGCUCCGAUGUGGUUUCCGGUAUGGAUCAAGGAAGCGGCGAGUACUUCGUCAGAAUCGGCGUCGGAAGUCCGCCGAGAGAUCAGUACAUGGUGAUUGAUUCCGGUAGCGAUAUGGUUUGGGUUCAAUGUCAGCCUUGCAAGCUCUGUUACAAACAAUCCGACCCGGUUUUCGACCCGGCUAAAUCCGGUUCUUACACCGGAGUCUCUUGCGGCUCUUCCGUCUGCGACCGGAUCGAAAACUCCGGCUGCAACUCCGGCGGGUGUCGUUACGAGGUCAUGUACGGAGACGGAUCUUACACUAAAGGAACACUAGCUCUCGAAACGCUGACGUUUGGUCGGACGGUGGUUCGAAACGUCGCGAUGGGAUGUGGUCACCGGAACAGAGGAAUGUUCAUUGGAGCCGCCGGGUUAUUGGGUAUCGGAGGCGGUUCAAUGUCUUUCGUUGGUCAAUUAACCGGUCAAACCGGCGGUGCGUUCGGUUAUUGUUUAGUGAGUCGCGGAACCGAGUCGACCGGUUCGUUGGUUUUCGGGAGAGAAGCUUUGCCCGUUGGUGCGUCGUGGGUCCCGCUGGUUCGUAACCCGCGAGCACCGAGUUUCUACUACGUUGGGCUCAUGGGCCUUGGGGUCGGUGGCGUUCGGAUUCCUUUACCGGACGCGGUUUUCGAUUUAACCGAAACCGGUGACGGUGGUGUGGUUAUGGAUACCGGAACCGCCGUCACGAGAUUACCCACGGCGGCUUACGCGGCUUUCCGGGACGGAUUCAAGUCGCAGACAGCGAAUUUGCCGCGAGCUUCCGGCGUAUCGAUAUUCGACACGUGUUAUGAUCUGUCCGGGUUUGUUUCGGUUCGAGUACCGACCGUAUCGUUCUAUUUCACGGAAGGUCCGGUUUUGACAUUACCGGCGAGAAAUUUCUUAAUGCCGGUGGACGAUUCGGGAACGUACUGUUUCGCGUUUGCGGCGUCUCCGACGGGUUUGUCGAUAAUAGGGAACAUACAACAGGAAGGGAUUCAAGUAUCUUUCGACGGAGCCAAUGGCUUUGUUGGGUUUGGUCCCAACGUUUGCUAGCGUUUUUAAAAAAUGAUAACUUUUUUUACGAUUUUUGUUUGUUAGCAAGUAAAAAAACUUUUGUCUCAAACUAUAUAUAUAUAUAUAUGUAUCUGUCUUAUUUAUUAGGUUAUGGUUUGAGAGUUUUAUUAAGUAAUAAUAAUUAGUAUAGAGAGAGUACUGAAAUGUAUAUGUUUUGACCUAAGUUGUGUCUUGAUUUUUUGAUUGGGAGCAUCUGUAAUUUUGGGUCACUGUUUGAUUUGUGAGAUACAAAAUGGAGUGAACCAACUUUCAA